Solea solea (common sole) is the source of this 2242-nucleotide messenger RNA. RefSeq names its product gap junction alpha-5 protein-like. The transcript has 5 exons. Bases 24 to 983 code for a protein of 319 amino acids. The record is from RefSeq and is a predicted model, not a curated record. NCBI's taxonomy places the organism in Eukaryota, Metazoa, Chordata, Actinopteri, Pleuronectiformes, Soleidae. Gene Ontology annotation, cellular component: connexin complex. Gene Ontology annotation, biological process: cell communication.
CCUGUGCUGAGCUUUUAUCAGCCAUGGCAGACUGGAGUCUUCUGGGAAACUUCCUGGAGGAAGUACAGGAGCAUUCUACCUCUGUGGGCAAGGUGUGGCUGACCAUCCUGUUUAUCUUCCGCAUCCUCGUGCUCGGGACGGCUGCCGAGUCAUCCUGGGGAGACGAGCAGGAAGAUUUUAACUGCGACACAGAACAGCCAGGCUGCGAGAACGUCUGUUAUGACCGAGCGUUCCCUAUAGCACAUAUACGAUACUGGUUCGCCUCGGCACAGCACGGUUUACGUUGGUUUUUCCACUACAAAGUAGUACCUACUCAACUGCUCUGUCUCGCUCUGUCUCGCUCUGUCUCGCUCUGUCUUUCUCAGGCCUGGCCUUGUCCACACCCAGUCAACUGUUACGUCUCCAGACCGACAGAGAAGAAUGUCUUCAUCGUGUUCAUGCUGGCCGUGUCCGCCGUGUCUCUGGUCCUCAGUGUGCUCGAGCUGCAUCACCUGGCAUGGAGACACUGCUGCAGGAAGAUGCUUCUCACGAGGAAAGCCGCCACUCCUGCUGAAGCCUCUCUGGGCCGACAGCUCUCGCUGUCUCCUCCACCACCAACGACACCACUUCCAGACUUCUCCCAGUGCAUGAUUGGCUCCUCACACUUCCUGCCUCUGCCGUUCCCUGCCCACCGUCUGGCCAACCAACAAAACUCAGACAACAUGGCCACUGAGAAGAACAAAAUCGCCGCCGCAGUAGAGGAGGUUAACCUCCUGCAGAUGAGCUGCUACUCGACCGCGUGGCAGAAUGCCAGUCCAAAUCAGAUCCAAGAUGGAGGAUACCUGAGGUCUGACACUAACUGCUUCAGCCCUCACAGCCACAACAGGGGACCAGAGGGGCUGCUGCUGUGUUCCAAUGGAGGACUCUGUCAGAAGGACAAGAGGAGAUUCAGUAGAUCCAGUGGAGCAAGCAGCCGAACGAGAGCGGACGACCUCUCAGUUUAGAAAGAAGUCAAAUUCAACAUCUGCGUGUAAAAAAAAAACCCCAGACAAAUGAACAAAAACGACAUGAAUAUGAGCCUUUUACACAAGACUAUUAUACACACACAACGUGUGCAGACUACCUGUUUACCAUGAACUCUAAUUUAGUCUGUUUGCCUUUGUUUUCCUGUUUAGUCUCCACUGAGCCACUGAAAGGAGUGACCCUGUCCUCAGAUCAGAACUACUCAUCAGACUAUUACACACUGUGAGACAAAUAUUGGACAAACCACACGUUGUAAUUGUUUCCACCAACUUUCACAGGCUUUUGGGGCCUGAAGGUCCAAUGCUACAAGAAGGCCAAGCACAUUACACUGUUUAUUAUUAUUAUAAUAUGCAGUGACAUUUGCAGUGAUGUACAGCAGGACCCGUCCUGGAGGGACAGGGUGAGAACAGGAUAUCUUAAUGAGAUGUCAGCUUUAAAAAACAUCUCAUUGGUCUUUUUUGAUGGCUAAAAAUGGAGCUAUCUUUAUGUUGAUUUACUAAUCACUGCUGUGUACUGGCUGUUUUGUGAGACCUGGUGGAUUUGCAGUGGAUGAAUUCACACAGGAAACUAUCUGUGGAGGUCAUGACUGAACGUUUUUGAUCCCCAAAUCAAACAUGUUUUACCUGUGGUCUGAGCCCAAUGCACUGACUGACUGAAUACGACUGUGGUAACAAAGCAAUAACUGCUUUUUUAUACUUUUUUCUCACUGACUGUAUGUCAGAGAGUUUUGCCUAUAGGUGUUGUUUAUUUGAGUUUUAGCUACAGUGCAUAUGGAAAUGGUGUUCGAUUCAUCAAGUUUUAAGAUAAUUCCUUCCAUGUGUUGUAAACUGGAAUACUAACAGUGAGUCUAAUUUACAGUAUUAUGGUCAUUUCUCAUUAUGGCUGUGACUACAGUGAUGAUACAGUGUGAUUGACAGUCAGAUUGUCAUGCAGUGUAAUGUACUUUGGCAACUGUGUGACAAAUUCCACUUUUCUACACAUUAUAAGUUGAUUACUGUCAUCCCUGAUGAUUUCAUUUUUUUCCACCUACAUUGUACUUUUAUAUUUAUUAUUCCUUUGAAUGAUGAGAACGUGUGUUUAUAAAUUACUCUGCAGGUAAACCCAUGAACAAUGCGUUCACCUAAUGCUGAAAGAUAUUGAGUAUAACUGCCUUUACGUGUUUGUUUUUCUAAUUAAAUGUGCAGAAUUUGCUAGUAGCAGUCGAUGGAUUGCCGUGAUAUUAAAGAAAAUUUUAAUUGUG